Molecule: messenger RNA, 930 nt
Organism: Phragmites australis (common reed)
Lineage: Eukaryota; Viridiplantae; Streptophyta; Magnoliopsida; Poales; Poaceae
Exons: 4
Coding region: 120-662 (180 amino acids)
Source: RefSeq, a predicted model, not a curated record
GGGAUCGGAGGGGUAGCACAGGAUCAUACUGUACUGUAGCUGCCCAGCACCAUUACCCACAUCACCUUAGCACUCGUCUCCUCUCGUGUCGUCUCACAGGAGAGAGAGAGGAGAGAGAGAUGGUGCGGCCGAGGCCGAAGAGAGGGGAGCGGCGGAUCGACGCCGCGAUCGACCACCUCGCCGAGUACGGAUUCCCUAAAACCCUCAUCCGCAGGACCAUCAACAACUUCCUGCAGCUGUACGGGAGGGAUGGUUGGGUGUUCCUGGAGGAGGGAUCAUACCGUGUUGUACUUGAAAAGCUCCUGGAAGAGCAGGCACAACAGCAGCAGAAGGAUCAGCAACAAGAAGUGGCUGCGGAUGAGGCGCCACCGGAAAAUGAUAUGCAAAUUUCACGAGUGCAUAGUGAGGCACCGACUAAAUCUCAGUCGGCCCUUGAACAGCAUGCUUCUCCCAACAGUUCACGUCCCCUCGAACCUGUACUGCCACUGCCUCCAGUUACAAAAGCUGCUGCUGCUGCAAGGCCUCCCUGCCGUGGAUGGAUUAGUGAAGAGUCCGAGAGUGAAUCAGAGGAUGGAGAAGUAUUUCCUGAUAUACCAAGUCCUGCGGAAAGCUUGCCUUCUAAGAGGAAGCGACCUAGUAGAUGGGAUGUGCGCCCUAACUGAGAUGCUGAUAUCCACCUUUAGGGAUGGAUGGAGAAUUCACCUGCGCCUUUAUCUUGUAUGUAAUCUUACUAGAAUUAUCUUGCAGAGAGCAAACAGUAUGAGAUGUAGCCGCCGUUUGGUUGCAGAAUGACAACAGAAUGUAUAAACUGCUGCUUGACAGUGCUCGUGCACUCAAGACUGAUGUACUAAGUACUAAUAUGGAUCUAUGAUUAAGGGAUCCAUUGCACCUCUUGCUCGUUCGGAGCAAAAUUGGAGGCUCUAGAGAUGG